This is a messenger RNA of Papilio xuthus (Asian swallowtail), 3104 nucleotides long. RefSeq names its product tudor and KH domain containing protein papi (gene papi). Gene Ontology annotation, biological process: piRNA processing; spermatogenesis; P granule organization. Lineage: Eukaryota; Metazoa; Arthropoda; Insecta; Lepidoptera; Papilionidae. Gene Ontology annotation, molecular function: RNA binding. The record is from RefSeq and is a predicted model, not a curated record. The coding region runs from base 177 to 2039 and encodes 620 amino acids. The transcript has 14 exons. Gene Ontology annotation, cellular component: P granule.
UGAAAUAAAUAUACGUUUCUGCGAGCGAGUUUGUAUAAUUUUCCAAUACGAACUAUUCGAUACGACACACGAGUUAUUUGUUUUGAUACGAUAGACAUUAAUAACGCGGUAGUUGGAUUGUGAAUAAUUUAGUUAUUAAUUGUUUAUGAUAACUUUUAUGUGAAAAAUAAAGUAAAAUGCCGUUAAAUACAAAGUUGUUGUUGCCUGCUGCAUUGGCAUUAUCAAUAGUCACGGUGACCGCUUUUGUGGCUUAUUACAUAUUCAAAAAGGAUGAAGAGGAAACAAGUGAAAAGACAGUUAAAGCACCAAAAUUAAACACAAUUGAAGUGUCUGUACCAAAAAGUAUUGUUCCUGCAUUAAUUGGUCGAAAUGGCUCCAAUAUAAAGGAUAUUGAGAGUAAGUCAGGUGCAAUGAUACAUUUCAAGAAGUUCAGUGACAAGGAGUAUGACGUAUGCAUCAUCAGGGGUCGCAGUCAAGCCACUCAGAUUGCGGAUGCCAUUAUACAAGACUUCAUAAAGCAACAGCCAGUUAUUGAGACGGAUACCAUGUUGGUACCGGGAUGGGCUUGUGGCAGGAUCAUAGGUACUGGAGGUGAAAAUAUAAACAACAUAAGUCACAGAAGCGGCGCCCGAGUAAAGAUCGAAGGUUCACCGUCUGCAGAGAGCAGUACCCAGCGGCAGAUCACUUUCCGAGGUACAAAAGAGCAGAUUCGGGUUGCCAUGGAUCUUAUAGAGAAUUAUGUUGCACAGGAAAAAUGCCGUCGCGAAAUAGAACAAUCGAAGAGGACACCUCGGGUGACCAUUCCGCCGCCCUCGGUGCCACAGCCUCAGGAGACCCCAGGUAGACCGGCCCUCAGACAUGUCAAGUGUAAGCCUGAUCCAAAUAAAUUGGAAAAUCAAGAAGCUGUAAAUGGCAACAAUGUUUUUCCAGUGGACAUCAAUUUAUUUGAAGAGGCGAGCAGUUCCUCAAUCGAGGUGUACGUGUCAGCAGUGUCUUCUCCGUCGAGGUUCUGGGUACAGUUCGUGGGUCCGCAGGUAGCACAACUCGACAACCUUGUCGCACACAUGACUGAAUAUUACUCUAAUAAGGAGAACAGAGCUGCGCAUGCGCUGGAGACGGUGAGCGUGGGUCAAGUGGUUGCGGCGGUGUUCCGGCACGACGGCCGGUGGUACCGCGCUCGCGUCCAUGACAUACGACCCAAUGAGUUUGAUGCCACACAUCAGGUGGCAGACGUAUUCUUUUUGGAUUACGGCGACAGCGAAUAUGUGGCCACGCACGAGCUUUGUGAAUUACGCGCUGAUUUGCUGCGGUUAAGAUUCCAGGCAAUGGAGUGCUUCCUAGCAGGUGUGAAGCCGUCAGGCGGUGCUCGCUGGCAUUCGCAAGCUAUCGAACGAUUUGAAGAAUUAACACAAGUGGCCCGUUGGAAGCCUCUACUGUCCAAGACGUGUACGUACAAGAAGUCAGUUGCUAUGGUGGGAGAGAAAGAGAAGGAGAUACCCGGAAUCAAACUGUUUGAUGUCACCGAAGAAGGUACGGUGGAGGUGGGGGAGGCGCUGGUGGAGGAGGGGUGGGCGGAGCGCAGCGCCUCGCCCCGCCCCUCGCCGCCGCCCGCGCGCGCCACGCCCAACUCGCCCUUCGGAGACCUCGGCAACUCCAGGGUGCUGGGUAUGUUGCCGAGUACCCGCUCGUCCUCCUUGCCAAAGGACCACAAGGAUGACCGCAGCGAGGACCAUACGCCAGAACUAGUCAAAGAUCUGACACCGAUAUCGCCGUCAAAAUCUCUAUCAUCAGGCUUAGAGACUUCUGACAAAUUAAAAUCAGUAUCCAACUUCGAUUUAUCGUAUUCCGAAUUCGGUAAACCUUCACAAAAUGGUUCAAAUGAAGAUUUUAUUAAUAAAGAGAGAAGUAAUAUUGAAACAGACAUUUCAUCAGUUCCAAGCACACCGUCUUUUAAGACGAGAGAUGAAUUCAAAGCAAAUAUGAACAGAAUUGACUCUCAUCAUAGUAAUUUGGAGACGUUGGGUCGGUCGCAACAUUGAUUCAGUCAUAUGCGUUUCCAUUACCGAAACUUACAAAAACAUGUCAUCAGUUGAAAUAUUAUAUAUUUGGACUAAUUUUCUACAAUGAAACGAUUAGUUUGUAUAUCUAAGACUUUGUAAAAUUUUGUACUAAUUAAAAAAUUAAUCCUUUAUACAUCCAAACAUUCGCAUUUAGGAAUGUUGUAAUACUUGAAAUAACAACAUGUUUUAUGUGAUUGUUUCGAGUAGUGUGAACUUAAUAUAAUAUUAGUAAUUUUUUCUGUUCCGAUACGCAAGAUAAGUAAUCUUACGUAUUAAAUAUUUCAAAGUCUUCAUUUUUUUGUUGUAUUUUUUUAGUUAUUUAGUAAGUAAAUGACAUUGUUGAUUUCAUAUCGUACUUAUGUAUCGUUUAUAUGUAAAAUGCAGUUAAAUAAGAAGAUACCCCAAAAACACUAAUGGCCAUUUAUAAAAGUUUUUUUUUAAAUAUUAAUAGUCUGUGACUUUUUAUGGCAACACUUUCCUGUCAUUAUAUGUAAUUUUUUUAGUCUGUGAUUGUAAAUAACUACUGUUUUAUUAUAAGUAGAAAAGCUUUAACAUUGUCGCUUUGUAGAUUUUGUAUGAGAUUGCAAUUUAGGAAAUAAGUUGAAAAUGGAGUUAAUAAGAAAAAGUUACAAGCGAAUAUUUAUUGCUGGUCAGUGCCUAAUUGGUCGUAAUGGAGACCCUAAGUGCGACACUAAGUGUAAAAAUAUAUGUCCCCGGUUGAAAAACUUUGCAAUAAAAUAUGUCUAAUAAAACAGUCCUUUUUCAUAUCUUUAAAAAUAACUCGUUGCAUAAAUGGUGCUAAAUUAGAAACAAGUUUUUUGUUUAUAUUAUUUAAAAAAAAAGUUACUUAAUAGUUUUAAUUUUAGUCUGUGGUAUUCGCUUUUAUAAAUAAAAAGCAGUGCCAUAUCAAUAAGUACAAAUAUUUAUUCUGUUGUGAAUGGUAUGUAUGAUUUGUAGAUAGAGCGGGAAAACAAGCUUUUUAGUUUUUUUUUAAUCUGCCAAAAAACAUUAACGUAAAGAGAAAAAUUAUUAUUUUUUUCAAGG